AUGAAUCGGUCGUUGGUAAAACUUUUGAUUGUAGCAUCAUUAGGACUUGUUUUAUUAUUACAGUCUAAUGUGAAUGGGCAAAGCCAAGAAGGAGAAUGUGAACCUGGUAUGUGUCGUUCAAAAUGGGGCUUCUGUGGUACAGGUCCUGAUUAUUGUAGCAAUACGGAUCCACAAUCAGCACGACAAAAUCAAGGUGAAGAGUGUCCACCUGGUAUGUGUCGUUCUAAAUGGGGAUUUUGUGGAACUGGUCCGGAAUACUGCGAAGGGAAACAUGACUCUUCAAAUUCCACUACAAAGCCACAGCUAACUCGAAAAAAGUGUCCACUUGGUAUGUGUCGUUCAAAAUGGGGUUAUUGUGGAACUGGUCCGGAAUACUGCGAAGGGAAACAUGGCUCUUCAAAUUCCACUGCAAAGCCACAGCUAACUCGAAAAAAGUGUCCAGCUGGUAUGUGUCGUUCAAAAUGGGGUUAUUGUGGAACUGGUCCGGAAUACUGCGAAGGGAAACAUGGCUCUUCAAAUUCCACUGCAAAGCCACAGCUAACUCAAAACAAUCAAGGAAAGAGCUGUCCACCUGGUAUGUGUCGUUCUAAAUGGGGAUUUUGUGGUACAGGACCGGAAUAUUGCGAAGGAAAACAUGGUUCCUCAAAUUCCACUGCAAAUCUACAGACAACUAUAAAGCAUCCAGGAAAGGGAUGUCCAGCUGGUAUGUGCCGCUCGAAAUGGGGUUAUUGUGGAAAAGGUCCGGUAUAUUGUGGAAACACGCCUUCAACUUCAGUUGAUCAUAAACAUAAAGAAGAUCGUUCGCAAAGUCAACGACCGAUAUCUAGAGACACUUUUAUAGGAGAAGGGAUACAUUAUAUUGUCAGCGUUGGCUACACAGCAUGUGGAACAAUGCACAAUGAUAAUGAAUAUAUUGCUGCACUGAAUGCAAUACAAUUCGAUCGUCAAACACCAAAAAGUAAUCCACAAAAAAAUAGCUUAUGUAAUAAGCUAGUCCAUGUUCACGGUCCAAAUGGAUCUGUUACAGUGAAAAUUGUUGAUAAAUGCCGUGAAUGUCGUUAUGGCGAUCUUGCUUUAUCUAAAGUUGCUUUCAAAAAAGUCAUUGGAAUUAUUGGUGUUGAUCGUGUAAAAAUCAAAUGGAACUGGUUUUGA
Messenger RNA from Rotaria sordida, 1152 nucleotides. Lineage: Eukaryota; Metazoa; Rotifera; Eurotatoria; Philodinida; Philodinidae. The record is from the annotation of a GenBank genome assembly.